This is a messenger RNA of Vanrija pseudolonga, 1096 nucleotides long. It is a transcript of the gene wdr5, whose product is annotated as WD repeat-containing protein 5. Gene Ontology annotation, molecular function: protein binding. The transcript is spliced from 5 exons. The record is from RefSeq and is a predicted model, not a curated record. NCBI's taxonomy places the organism in Eukaryota, Fungi, Basidiomycota, Tremellomycetes, Trichosporonales, Trichosporonaceae. The coding region runs from base 41 to 1096 and encodes 351 amino acids.
CACUAGACAUUUGCCAUCUCCUCCAUCACCCUACCCCGCCAUGGUGCAGCCCUCCGACGCAGCAGGCCCAUCAUACACACCGCGGCACACGCUCUCAGGUCACACGCGCGCGGUGACCGCGCUGCGGUUCAGCUCGGACGGGCGGAGCUUGGUGUCAGCAGGCGCAGACGGCUACGUGCACUUCUGGGACGCGAGCAGCGGCGCACACCAGCGCGUACUGAGAUGUCACCGGACGGGCAUCAACGACAUCUCGCUGUCCCCGGACGGGCUGUACCUCAGCACGGCAAGCGACGACGGCACGGCGCAAGUCUUCUCGACCGACCCGCUGUCUGCCCCGCGCGCAUCACAAGGACCCGUACUCAUCGCGCCGCCGCUGCGCAGCCUGGCAGCGCACACAGCGCCGGUGCUCGCCGUCGCGUUCAGCCCGACGUCCAACCUCGUCGUCACGGGCUCGAUGGACGAGUCGGCCAUCGUGUGGGACGUGCGGAGGGGCAAGAGCCUGCGCACGCUGCCUGCCCAUGCGGAGGCGAUCUGGAGCGUUGGCUGGGACGCCGAGGGCGCCCUGGUCAUCACCGGCAGCGCGGACGGCUUAAUACGACUGUGGGACGCGAAUACUGGCCAGUGUUUGAAGACCUUUGACAACGAGUCCAACGCGCCAGUCUCCUCAGCCUCCUUCACCCCCUCGUCCUUCUUCAUCCUCAGCUCGACGCUGUCCUCCACGAUCCGCAUCUACUCGCUCCACACGGCAAAGGUGCUCAAGACGUUCCAGGCAGCAGAGUACGUGAGCGAAAAGUUCCCCACCCCGGCCAUCGUGUUCGCUGCGCCGGGCGGGGCGCUCGCGAACGGCCAUGACGCCGACGACGCGAUGGACGUCGACGGCGUCGCUGGCGUCGGCACCGUGGGCGCGGCGCGCGUCGUUGCUGGCUCGGAGAACGGGCACGUCGUCAUUUGGGACUUGCAGGACCGCCGCGUCGUCCAAGUGCUGGAGGGGCACGACGCGCCUGUUGUUGCGCUUGCCGUGCAUCCUGAUGGGAGGACCAUUGCCACUGGCGCCCUCGAGCCCGACAAGAAGAUCAAGGUCUGGCAGUGGCAGUAG